This is a messenger RNA of Pseudovirgaria hyperparasitica, 1245 nucleotides long. RefSeq lists its product as uncharacterized. Bases 1 to 1245 code for a protein of 414 amino acids. The transcript has a single exon. The record is from RefSeq and is a predicted model, not a curated record. Lineage: Eukaryota; Fungi; Ascomycota; Dothideomycetes; Acrospermales; Acrospermaceae.
AUGAAAAGAACUACACGUGCAUCAAGCCGUCGCGCACAGUCAUCGGCUGCCUCUAGAAGCGAUUCGAUCAAAGCUGAACAGAAUUCUCCUGUUCUCCCCUCGAUCGCGGAAAACUCACAGCUCAACAAUGAUAUUGAUAACGAUCGCACCAAUACAGUCUCAAACUCACAAUCUGUUAUCUAUAAGGAAGCAGCUUGCAAGAACUGGGCUCUGACACACGCCGAACUGCAUGAAAUGUACUCGGGCAUCUUCGCUCCGUACAAAGACGGAAAGGUCCACCAAGAGUAUGGUGAAUGGCCAGAGGACUUCUGUAAAGCCAUCUCUGUUCUAUCACGCUGUAUCAACAAUCCAGCCGUCGCAAAAGCUGGCAUUGUCAAACAUGUUCUAGCCAAGGCACAGAGUGAUGGUUCAUUACCUUCCGAAAAGCAUCAAGAAGGGGUUUAUCUCGGCAUACAAGCAGUUCACGUGGACAAAGCUCUGUCCGACUUCAAGAAUCUUCCGACUCUUCACGAAAGCCUCAAACGGCAUAACAGUACUAUCAAAAGUCAAAGAGAUGGUAAAAGACCUCAAGGCAGCGGCGUGACCAGACCUCUAGGACACAUGAUGCAAUCAUCGACCGUAUCGUCCCCUCGAAAUUUCACAGGCAACGAUUCUUCCCAACCCGAAAUCCAGUAUAUAGAUUCUGGGUACCCAAUACGGCAAGUCAGCUUCAGUCCCCCACGUAGCAAUGUACAAGAAGCACCGCUCCCUCUUCACGGCAUCGAAGCUCCGAGAAACAAUAAAAAUAGGAGUAACAACAACAACAACGACGACAGUUGGAAUGGAGCGAGAAAUACGAUUGACAAUCAUAAUACCUUCAAUGCUCCAAGUGGAGCUCACAAUGAAUCCAAUCGGGGAUCAGUCCACGAAGAGCAGCAUACCAACACUGGGCCUGACAUCGGCUUUGGAGAGGACGCUGGCCCAGCCCCUCAGGGGUUUGGCAUCGACCCCCCGAUGGGAGAGACUGAUCAGAGCCGCACAACCUUGACAGAGCUGAUGGCGCUUUACCCAGAGUAUGUAAUUCCAUACCUGAGUCUGGCACCGGACAUGACCUUAGAAGAGAUAAAGUCGAAGCGCCGGUUGAUUGGACAGAUGCGAGCGUUACGCAUCGCCGCCCAAAGACACGAGGAGGAGAAGUUCGCGACCAGCGAGCUCUUCCUUAGUGAGCUGGAAAGAAAGAGAAAAGCAGAUGACAUGUCUACUUGA